AUGGAUGAACUCGAUCGCCUGCAUCCGAAUAUACGAUUCACGACGGAAGCAGAACGAGAAGAUACACUGCACUUCCUCGACAAUAAAAUGACUAGGAAGAAUGAUGGAACAAUCGAUAGGUCUGUUUACCGAAAAGAAACUUGGACAGGCCAAUGCUUGCAAUUUGACAGCUUUGUGUCUGUUGAAUAUGAACGUGGUCUGGUCCGAAAACUAUUUCAAACAGCUCGACAUAUCUGCACCGAAGACAUGAUUGACAACGAACUACGACAGCUGAAAGAAUCUUUGACUGGAAACGCUUAUCCCGAUGCGUUUUUCAAAGGCACAGCAAUCCUAAAGUGA
Fasciola hepatica (liver fluke) is the source of this 339-nucleotide messenger RNA. NCBI's taxonomy places the organism in Eukaryota, Metazoa, Platyhelminthes, Trematoda, Plagiorchiida, Fasciolidae. The record is from the annotation of a GenBank genome assembly.